GUGGAAACCUUUUUACCGUCGAUCAUUUCCCUCCUAUAUCUAGCGCUCAUACAAUCUAGGGUUCUCAAGACUUCAGCAGGGGAAGAGCGGCAGAACCUAUCCGAGUGCAGUCGCAGCAUUUCUACAAUCAUGGCUACCCAAAUGAGCAAAAAGCGAAAGUUUGUAGCUGACGGAGUGUUCUUCGCUGAGCUGAACGAAGUGUUGACCAGAGAGCUUGCUGAAGAUGGCUACUCCGGCGUUGAAGUUAGGGUUACGCCUAUGCGGACGGAGAUCAUCAUCAGGGCUACUCGUACUCAGAACGUUCUUGGGGUUAUGUAUUUGGGUCCUAAGUUGGAGCAGAGUUAUCCAGUUCCCCUGGCUGAUUAUGGUUUUGAUUAAUGGGAUAGGUGAGAAGGGACGAAGAAUUAGAGAACUAACAUCUGUUGUUCAGAAACGUUUUAAAUUUCCGGAGAACAGUGUUGAGCUCUAUGCCGAGAAAGUCAACAACAGAGGGCUUUGUGCAAUUGCUCAGGCAGAGUCCCUGCGUUACAAGCUUCUUGGGGGGCUUGCUGUCCGCAGGGCUUGCUAUGGUGUCCUUAGAUUUGUCAUGGAGAGUGGAGCAAAGGGAUGCGAGGUUAUUGUUAGUGGUAAGCUCAGGGCCCAGCGUGCAAAAUCCAUGAAAUUUAAGGAUGGAUACAUGAUAUCUUCCGGUCAGCCUGUCAAAGAAUAUAUUGACUCAGCAGUGAGGCAUGUGCUUCUUAGACAGGGUGUUCUUGGUAUCAAAGUCAAGAUAAUGCUUGAUUGGGACCCCAAAGGUAAGCAAGGCCCCACAACGCCUCUACCCGAUUUGGUCACAAUCCACCCACCCAAAGAUGAAGAAGAGUAUGAAUUUGAAAGGCCCUCUUCAUUUGUGGCGACGGAAAUACCAGUAGAAGUAGUUGAUGCAUAGAUUAUUAUACUCUUACCUCCUUUUACUAUCUUUAGCUUGCUGUGUCUGUCUAGGACUAAGGUGAAGACGUCUGUCUAUAGACGUUUUCUCCUUGUAAUUAAUACUAUUUGAGUUGAGAAUGUGGGGUUUUUGUUGAGAAGUGUUGUCUAAUUCUACAGACAUUUUAAAUCACUACUUGUGGUUGAUGGAUUAUCCAUUUAUGAGCAAAAUCUUCGGGUAUCUCCCAUGAGAUUGUAAAGGCUUUAGGGCUAUUGUUUGUAUUGUAACUCAAAUUCAUGCAAUAUUUCAUUGCUGAUGGUCCAUCCAAUUCGUCA
Molecule: messenger RNA, 1242 nt
Organism: Humulus lupulus (European hop)
Lineage: Eukaryota; Viridiplantae; Streptophyta; Magnoliopsida; Rosales; Cannabaceae
Product: small ribosomal subunit protein uS3x-like
Exons: 6
Coding region: 224-928 (234 amino acids)
Biological process (GO): translation
Cellular component (GO): cytosolic small ribosomal subunit; nucleus
Molecular function (GO): RNA binding; structural constituent of ribosome
Source: RefSeq, a predicted model, not a curated record